This is a messenger RNA of Telopea speciosissima, 1386 nucleotides long. RefSeq names its product GABA transporter 1-like. Lineage: Eukaryota; Viridiplantae; Streptophyta; Magnoliopsida; Proteales; Proteaceae. The coding region runs from base 1 to 1386 and encodes 461 amino acids. The record is from RefSeq and is a predicted model, not a curated record. The transcript has 7 exons. Gene Ontology annotation, cellular component: plasma membrane.
AUGGGCACUUUGCAUCCUAAUUCAUCAGAUGAAAAGGGUUGUGAUCCUCUUCCCAUGGCCCAAACCCAUGAGCCAAAUAAGAAUUCAUUGGAUGCCGGAGCUCUCUUUGUUCUCAAAUCCAAAGGUUCAUGGCUACACUGUGGGUACCAUAUGACAACAUCCAUAGUAGCACCACCAGUUCUAACUAUACCAUUCGCAGUGGCUUCUCUGGGUUGGAUCGGUGGAGUAGUGUUUCUAAUGAUCGCAGCCAUGGUGACAUUUUACUCCUACAACCUCGUCUCACUUGUUCUUGAACACCAUGCCCACAAGGGCAAGCGUUUCCUUCGCUUCAGAGACAUGGCCAACGACAUCUUGGGGCCAGGAUGGGGCAGAUAUUUCGUGGGUCCUAUUCAGUUCUUGCUCUGCUUCGGAUGCGUUAUUGCUUGUAUUCUUCUCGGUGGUCAGUGCAUGAAGACAAUUUACUUGUUAUCAAGACCAGAUGGAACAAUGAAGCUCUAUGAAUUCGUGGUCAUAUUGGGAGCUUUUACUUUGGUGUUAGUCCAGAUUCCAUCUUUUCACUCACUGAGGCACAUCAACCUUCUUUCUUUGAUCCUCUGUCUUGCCUAUAACAUCUGUGCCACGGCUGCAUCUGUCUAUAUAGGAAAUUCAAAUAAGGCGCCGCCGAAAGAUUAUUCUGUUCAAGGUAAUACCGGAAAUCGUAUCUUUAACGCCUUCAACGCAAUUGCCAUCAUCGCCACGGAAUACGGGUGUGGGAUUAUACCAGAAAUACAGGCAACCAUAGCACCUCCAGUAAAAGGGAAGAUGUUCAAGGGACUCUGUGUCUGCUACACUGUAGUGAUAAUUACUUACUUCAGUGUAGCCAUCUCUGGCUAUUGGGCAUUCGGCAACCAAGCUGCUAGCAUCCUCCUCAGUAACUUCAUUAGCAAUGGAGAGCCAUUGGUGCCCAAGUGGUUUCUUUACAUGAUCAAUACCUUCACUUUCAUCCAAGUAACAACUGUUGGUUUGGUUUACUUGCAACCCACAAAUGAAAUAUUGGAGAGUAUGUUUGCCGAUCCACAAAAAGGCGAGUUCUCGAAUCGGAAUGUGGUGCCAAGGUUGAUUUCGCGUUCAAUAUCUGUUGCAAUAGCAACAUUAAUCUCAGCAAUGCUUCCAUUCUUUGGUGAUAUCAAUGCUUUACUUGGAGCAUUUGGGUUCAUACCACUUGACUUCAUCUUGCCUAUGAUAUUCUUCAACUUAACUUUUAGACCAACAAAGUUAAGUCCAAUUUUUUGGUUGAAUAUCUUAAUUGCUACAAUAUUUUCAGUUGUAGCAGUUAUAUCAGCAGUUGCAGCAGUUAGACAAAUAAGUCUUGAUGCUGGUACCUAUAGAUUAUUUGCUAAUGUAUGA